Molecule: messenger RNA, 2112 nt
Organism: Penicillium lagena
Lineage: Eukaryota; Fungi; Ascomycota; Eurotiomycetes; Eurotiales; Aspergillaceae
Exons: 1
Coding region: 1-2112 (703 amino acids)
Source: RefSeq, a predicted model, not a curated record
AUGGCCGACCUCCACGACGCCCUCUCGUGUCUACAGCCGACCACCUGGGACGUGGUCCCAAAAUCGCCGGACGAGCUCCGAGAAUAUGUCCGUGAUAUCUUCAAGAAGAGCCGCCUGAUCGCCGAAUCGCUUCCGGAUCCUCCGCCUUAUGAGAAUCACGAUUCUCACCACGACGGACCGCCAGAGACCCCGCAUGUGGUCCCUUCUUCCGCACGAGUAGCCGAAACAGAUCCAGAGAUCACCACACUCCAAAAUCAAUGGGGCAAACCGAUCAAGAUGGGUGGACCAAAGGACAAUCCACUUGGGGUGCAUGUGUACAAGCUACCCGGCAAUGAUGGUGGUGGACAUUGGUUCGGGAGACGCAGUGUGCACGAGGGACUUCCAUUUGCACGGUGGCGACACAAGCUCUCGACCGAGUUUGACGAGACGCUCAAGGUGAAUCAAGAAAAGAUGUCCAAGGGCGAGACACCGGACAAGUCUAUUCGGGGCAUCGGCGCUGAGGAAAAAGUCGAAAUUGUCGAGGUCACUGAGGAGGAUGGCUCUAUACUGGGAAAGAUCACAGUCUAUCAUGUCUCUGCACAGUUUCCAAAACCUACGGCACCGCGCGACUUCGUUGCGCUGGUAAUCACGUCGGACGUUGGAUUACAGGCUGGCGGGACGAAGCAGCCUGGUCGAAGCUGGAUUAUGGUCUCUAAGCCGUGCGAGCAUCCGGAUGUACCGCACAAGAAUGGCUACAUCCGGGGCGAAUACGAGUCUGUUGAACUAAUCCGCGAGAUUCCCGUGGCCAAGACGACCAGUGAAAGCAACACGCCAAAAAGCAUAGAGGACACUACUCCUAAUUCACAAUAUCCGGAUCUGUCAACAGACCUCAGUCACGAAAAUGAGGACGCUGACUCGAAUCCAGUCGAGUGGAUAAUGGUGACCCGGAGUGACCCGGGAGGCAAUAUUCCACGCUGGAUGGUGGACAAAGGCACGCCGAGGAGCGUGGAAGGAGAUGCCGCCAAGUUUGUUAAUUGGGCUGUCCAAGAAGACGAACCACUUAAGGAGAAGACUCGCUCACGGGCCAAUUCUUCGAUGGCCUCAAUUGGAGCCUCCAAAACAAGGGAAACGAGCAAACGAGACUCUAGUGAGGACGAUGAUUCAGACACCGAAUCGACCGAUACAGACAACCAGGAUGUGCACCACGGCCUCAUUGCUAGCCUCGGAAGCCUUAUAAACAACGGCCUGGAGCGAUUUGCACCACAAGCAGUGUUGGAUUACAUUCCGCAUCACGAGGAAUCACCGCACCAUCUCCCCGGGCGAAUCCAGAUUUCUCAGAGUACUUCCAACCUACACUCCACCACAGAUCCACUGAAGGACAACGAGUCACAUGUCGGGCGAGACCACGCCUCUCAAUCGUCUGGGUUGGCCGCGCCCACAGCCGAAGAGAUAGCACAGCAUUCUCCCGCAGAAAUCAUACAGGCAAGCAAGUCCGGGAAACCAACGCACAACGAAAAGGAACUAGCGAAGUUGGCACUUCGUAAACGCGAGGUCCAGGCUAAGCUCGACGCCGUGCGCUCCGAGCUCGACAAGUUGAAUAUCCCUCCCCAGCACGGCCUCUCACCGGCACGAACGGGCAAGUCCCUCAACAACGGUAUAGAUAGUGACAGCAGCGCGGCAAUCAAACAAGCUGCCGAGAAGCGCUCUUCGACGCCCGCUAGCACUAGCACACACCAAAGCCAGCGCGGAGGGAGCAACAGUGACGGCCAGUCAUCCACGCAGACGCCGCAACGGGACCAGACGCCAGAAGCACCUGCGCAAGUGCACAAGGCAGCAGCACACCUUUCCAAUGAGGAAACCAAACUGCUGAAGCAGAUGGCCAAGAUUGAAGCCAGUCAGCUCAAAAUCGCAACGAAGAUCGAGUCGCGCCAGCGGAAGGAAGCUGAACGUUCUGAAAAGAGCAAGUCUCGGUCAGAGACUGAGACCCUGCGGCACGAAGUGGAGGACCUGCGCAAAGAGGUUGCAAAGCUGCGCGAUGAGCGCAAAAAAUGGGUGGAUUUAGUUGCAUCGCUGCAGGCUGAGAAUACGAAGUUGACUGCUGCGGAGGAAAGCAAGAGAACGAGUGCUUCAUAG